Coturnix japonica (Japanese quail) is the source of this 2116-nucleotide messenger RNA. The record is from RefSeq and is a predicted model, not a curated record. Lineage: Eukaryota; Metazoa; Chordata; Aves; Galliformes; Phasianidae.
GCCUCGGAACAGGGCCGAUGUCGCGGCCAUGGAGACCCAGGGCAGCUGGGGGGGGCUGACGGGUGGGGCCGAAGGGUGGGGAUGGGGCGUCUGUGACGGCACAGUGCAUCACAAUGCAGGGCUGGCAUCGAGGCCAGCAGCAGGCAGCGCUGCUCCACUUUGGCCUGGGCCAGCGAUCAUGGCUUUGGCGUUUUUCUUCACCUUGUUGGCGCAGAGAGUGGUCUUCCUUGGUGAUGAGUUGGAUGCGGAAACGCUUGAACGCAUGCGUGAGCGUGCGGUGUUUCUGCAAGAGCAGAUGACACUGCAGUGGCAGCACGUAGAGAACGUGGGGCAGAGCUGGAUGGGCAUUCGAGCCUUCCUCUCCUCUGUGUUGCCUUACUGGAAGGUUUACAGCCUUCUUGAACGCAUGCGUGAGGUGUUUCUGCGAGAGCAGAAAGAAAAGCUUCUGCAAUUAGAAGAGAGGAACCUGGAGAAGAGCAGGGUGGAUAUUCAAGCCUUGCUCUUCUCUGUGUUGCCUUACUGGAAGGUUUGCAGUGUUCUCUGUAUUCUCUUCCUUUUACUCUGGUUCAUGUGGAAGAUCUAUAAAAAGUUCCAGAGAACUGAAGACAUCAGUGAUGAGGAGAGCUCCAUCAGUGAGGAGAAGCAGCAGGAGAAGCAGCAGGAGCAGGAGGAGAAGCAAAAGGAAGUGGAAAAGGAGGAUCUUUUCUUUGCUGAUUUGCUCUGGCCAGUUGAAAGCCAUCAAAGUAACUGCAGACUUGUGCACUUCCUGUUAAGUGGCGUCAUCGAUUUUUUCCAAUACACCUUGGCAGAUACAUUCUAUCCAGUGCCAGAGCGUGCCAUCGGGGUGGGCAGUGCCUACGAAGACUGGUCCCCCCCUGAGAACGAACCCGUCUACUGCCUGCUUGUGCCACUGAUGGCUCCCCGUGGGCACGUUUUCCACCUGGAUCUGGGCACCCCAGGGGUGCUGCCAUCAAGGAACUCCCGUAUCCGUGUAGAUCUGGAAUGCACGUGCGGGAGGGAGCAGCAGAUGCGUAUGAAGUGCUUCCUCCACACCGCCUGGAGAAAGCUGGGAAAUCAGCGGCCCAGCCUCCUACACGAACUCUGCACUGGCUCCUACCUAGAUACGGAGAAGACAGCCCGCUGGUUCCAGGCACUGAUCGAAGAUGCCUGGAAACGUUUGCGUUUUCCAAAACCGUACAGACUUAAUGCACAGGCACGCAGGCGCUCCUGCAGGCUUCGUCUGACAGAUUUUGACCAAACAGUCUACCUGGUCAACAUUCUGUUUGGAGUCCAGCAGGACAAUACCGACAUCUAUCUGAACAGCCAGGAGAUACAGGUUGGUAGUGUUCCCAGCACGACCUGGCCACAGACCUGUGCGGUGGCAGAGGCGAAGUUUUUCCAGCACGUAGCCUCCCAUGCCGAGGAGAGCAAUUUCUAUGUCAGACACAUGCAAGUGGCUGCCUAUAUCCGGGCGGGCCUCCACUUUUCUCCCUACGAACUGAAGACCGUGCUCAUGCACCUCCUGACUGCCAUCCCUUUGGAGAGCUGGAAAGGGAGGUAUUUCCUGCUGCGGGUGGAUGACAUCGUGCGCUACCUGCGCUGCUGCGUGGAGGAGAAACGCCUGAAUCAUUUCUUCAUAGGAAAUGAGGACGUGCCUGCAGAGAUUAUCUUGCCGCAGGAAUUCCGAGCGUCCCAACCGCUCAACCUCUUCCAGCACCUGGUGCAGGAUCCGGGCAGACAGGAGCAGGCGCUGCAGGAGGUGGAGGAGCUGCAAGAUCGGCUCGCAAGCCUGCUGAUCUAUGGGAAAUAAGAGACGCCCACUUGUUCCACAGACGAGCAGCUACAGCAGGCUACGUCUGAUGGAUUUCAAAAGAAGCUGCUUACUUAAGACAGCGUUUGGAGUAUUGCAAGAACACGAGGACAUCUAUCCGAGCAGCCAGGAGACAGAGACAGCACCACCCGUAUCCAUGUAGCCACCGGCAUUUCUGCGUAUGCCAUGUUAGUCCAGCCUUUUAGAUGCCGGGGCCACAUGGAGUGAAGAGGAACUGUCUUCGGCCACACUGAAAAUACAGUUAAUGUAGAUCAGGAAAAAAAUAAUUAUUCCAUCGAUGUAUAC